Molecule: messenger RNA, 13924 nt
Organism: Coregonus sp. 'balchen'
Lineage: Eukaryota; Metazoa; Chordata; Actinopteri; Salmoniformes; Salmonidae
Source: the annotation of a GenBank genome assembly
AUGUUCUCCACGGCCACUUCAUACAAGAACCAGCAUUACUCUGAGCUGAAGAGGAAAUGUCUGGAGGACAAUAAACUGUUUGAGGAUCCAGAGUUUCCUGUCACCAACGCAUCCCUGUUUUACAGAAAACAACCUCCUGGUAUGGUGGAGUGGAAGAGACCAAGGGUGAGUGACUGUGACGGCUAAACAGAGCACUUGACUCAUUAUCAACGUUUCUAUUAGAUUUUCUAUUCACCUGACCAGUCAUUUUUAUUUCAGGCAGAUUUUACCAAGGAAAAAAUAUACCUGUGCUUUAUUUUUUGUCUAUUAGCUUAAUACCAGAAGCAGAAUCUGUAUGCAAAAACAUGAAACAGGAAAUAGAAUGUCACAAGCUUUAAUGGCUCACUGAAACUAUGUAUUGUUCAUGUUUUUCCUCAUAGUUUUUAGGAAAUGUUAUUGCUUAAAAUACCAAUUUAUAGUUUGCUGUUGAUUAGUCAAAAUUAAAGCUUAGACACGUGUUAUAGAGUACUUUCUGGGAUCAGAGCAUGGCCUUCUUCUGGUGCAAUAUUGAAACCAAAUAUGUCAUGUCUAUGGUUUAAUUUUCAUGUGUGCUGACUUUUACAAUACUUUUACAAGACCUCUGGCAUUGAUAUACAAACAGUAUGACUGUGUUACAGUGGCUUGCGAAAGUAUUCACCCCCCUUGGCAUUUUUCCUAUUUUGCCUUACAACCUGGAAUUAAAAUGGAUUUUUGGGGGGUUUGUAUCAUUUGAUUUACACAACAAGCCUACCACUUUGAAGAUGCAAAAUACAUUUUUUGGUGAAAUAAACAAGAAAUAAGACAAAUAAACAGAAAACUUGAGCCCCCCCCCCCCCCCCCCCCCCCCACCCAUUCUUCAAGGCAAAACUGAGAGGUGUUGGGAAAUAGCGUUUUCCUUGAUGGUCAAAAAGCUCAAUUUUAGUCUCAUCUGACCAGAGUACCUUCUUCCAUACGUUUGGGGAGUCUCCCAAAUGCCUUUUGGCGAACACCAAACGUGUUUGCUUAUUUUUUUCUUUAAGCAAUGGCUUUUUUCUGGCCAGUCUUCUGUAAAGCCCAGCUCUGUGGAGUGUACAGCUUAAAGUGGUCCUAAUGACAGAUACUCCAAUCUCCGCUGUGGAGCUUUGCAGCUCCUUCAGGGUUAUCUUUGGUGUCUUUGUUGCCUCUCUGAUUAAUGCCUUCCUUGCCUGGUCCAUGAGUUUUGUUGGGCAGCCCUCUCUUGGCAGGUUUGUUGUGGUGCCAUAUUCUUUCAAUUUUUUAAUAUUGAAUUUAAUGGUGCUCCGUGGGAUGUUCAAAGUUUCGAAUAUUUUUUUAUAACCGAACCCUGAUCUGUACUUCUCCACAACUUUGUCCCUUACCUGUUUGGAGAGCUCCUUAGUCUUCAUGGUGCUGCUUGCUUGGUGGUGCCACUUGCUUAGCAGUGUUGCAGACUCUGGGGCCUUUCAGAAUAGGUGUAUAUAUACUGAGAUCAUGUGACACUUAGAUUGCACACAGGUGGACUUUAUUUAACUAAUUAUGUGACUUCUGAAGGUAAUUGGUUGCACCAGAUCUUAUUUAGGGGCUUCAUAGCAAAGGGGUUGAAUACAUAUGCACGCACCACUUUUCCGUUAUUUAUUUCUUAGAUUUUUUUUUAUUCAUUUUUUAUUUUUUCAUUUCACUUCACCAAUUUUGACUAUUUUGUGUACGUCCAUUGCAUGAAAUCCAAAUAAAAAUCAAUUUAAAUUACAGGUUGUGAUGCAACAAAAUAGGAAAAACGUCAAGCGGGAUGAAUACUUUUGCAAGGCACUUAUGGCAUUUGGCCAUACAUAGGGAUUGUGAAAGGUGUUGUCUGCCAGGUUUUAUAUAGGCUCAUACAAUAUUUUGUGAUGGAGUACUUCAAAGGUUAAUGCCUUUUGAAGGGUUGCCUCUGAGGAUUGUGUUAAAGGUUGAGUGUCAUCCACAAUACUCAUGGUGGUGACAGACAGCAAAUUGUGUUGUGAAACUGGGGUGAGGGUGGUGUUGGGAUGUGUCUCAAAGUGUAUACUUUACAUAGUGUGUGAGAUAUAUGACAAUAAUGUCAGAGAAAAACAAAAAUUAAAUCUAUGUUUGUAUAGCUGCCAUUCUGUUCAAAGGAGGAAGACAGAGUUAUAUAAUUCCUGUUUAAUGUGUUACUGUAUCUGUUCUCUGUACAGAUGUUGGAACUUAAUUUGAGCCAGCUUAAUACAGCAGGAAAAUAAUCCUGCAGCAACAGGAAAUGUGAAUUAUUAUGUGCAUAAAAUCAAGUCUGAAAUUUCAAAGUGGAAAUUACUAACUUUAGAAGCCUUUAAAAAAAACUAAAAUACACUACAACUUUGCAUUUCCUGCUUUGCAGGAAAAUGAUCAGCAACAAAAGAGUGAUCAAAUUAAGAUCCUGCAUCUGUAUGGCAUGUUGCCCAAGUGACAAGAGAAAACACAAUUUCUUAUUUAUAACAACAGUACACCUCAAGAGAGUUCCAACUCAUUUAAAAAGAAAACGUACUCUAAGCCAGAACUAUUUUCCAAGGAUUUGCGACUAUUGUUACAAGUAUAACUUAUUACUAAGCACAUUCUAAGGUAUUUUAAUUUUUCACAUGGAACAUGGAACAUUUUACCUCACAAUUUCACAUUUUACCACCCCUCAUCAUAACUUGUCAACAACAUUUUCUUUCUCUGCUACAGGAGAUCAGUGAUGGGCCUCAUCUCUUUGUGGAGGGCAUCAGCUCCCAUGACUUGAACCAGGGGCUUUUGGGUAACUGCUGGUUCGUGGCGGCAUGCUCCUGCCUGGCACUGAAGCCAGACCUCUGGCAGAAGGUGAGUUUGGUUUCCUCCUGUCUGGUCACACAGUCUGAGAUGAGUGUCACAAGAGCAGACUAUGUGUGUAUUUCCGUGCGUAUUAGUUUCCUUUAUCAGUCCUUCCUUAGUCACCUUAUGGGGGAAUACAUGGUGCUGUUUGGGAAGGAACACAUCAAAUCAAGCUUUAUUUAUAUAGCACAUUUCAGAUGCAACGCACAGGUAAAAAACAGAAAUAAAAAUACAAUGAAAAUAAAAAACUGAAAUAUUUACUACACAGCAAACAGAAGAGGAUAAAAAAACUAAAGAAUAACAAAAACGGAAAGACUAAAAAUAAAUAGUCAAUGAAAAUAAAAACAGAAAUAUUUACUACACAGCAAACAUAAGAGGAUAAAGCCUGCUUGUAAUAAAAGCAUGGAUGAGUCUCUUUGUAUCAGCCUGAGAUAGAAACUGACACACCUUAGCGAUGUUCCUCAGGUGGUAAAAAGCUAUUUUGGUCACAUUCCUAAUGCAGGGGCGGUGUGUUCAUUAGGGCGAUAUGGGCGACGCACUGCCAAACGGGAAAAGGAAGGGAUUUUUUUUUCUAAUCAAUUAUAUCACGGCAACAGUAGUUAUCAGUGUUCUAAUCUAGACGUCUGAUCUGCCACUAAAUGUCCAAUCAGGCUAAAGUCGUGCUUCAAAUGGCCCCGCCCCUUUUGGGGCGAUUUCAGUCAGGUUGAAAAUCGCCCAGGAGUCUUUCAUAGACUAUCAUGUAAAAUAUUUUUGUUUUCAAAUAUCAGAGCUUUCAAUACAAUCUCUAUGGGUUCCGGGAGGGCUUGCACUUACGCGCUUUCGUCAUACGUAACAUAAGUAACCAUGAACAUAACUAAGAAAAGAGCGGGUAGCAGCGUCAAUCAAUUCACGUACAACUGUCAAGAUGGCUAGCUUUGCGAGGCAAAGAUGAAACUGAGGGCUCCACCAACCCUGGUAUUUUUCUUGGACUUGUCAACUUUGUGGCACAAUUAGAUGAGGUGUUUGAUGACCAUCUUAAAAAUGCUAAAGUUUUCAAGGGCACAUCAAAGACCAUUCAAAACGAGCUACUGGAGUGUAUGCUAGCGGUCAUGAGGGAACAUAUUGUGGAGGAGGUGAAGUCGGCGAACUUCGUAGCUAUCCAAGCUGACGAGACCACGGACGUUUCUACACAGACACAGCUGGUGCUUGUGCUGAGGUACAUAGAUAGCAACCACAAAGUGCAGGAGCGCUUUUUUGAGUUCCUUCCCAUCUCGGAAUCAACUUCAGUCUCAAUCGCCAGUGUGCUUUUGGAGAGACUGAACGGUCUUUUUGCCGACAACGAGAAAGUCAAACUCAUUGCGCAAUCUUACGAUGGAGCCAGUGUGAUGAGGGGAGAGAAGGCUGGUGUGCAGCAAAAUGUGCGUGAGCAUUUCAAGAAUGCCCAUUACGUGCAUUGCUAUGCGCAUCAGCUGAAUUUGAUCAUGCAGCAAGCUAGAACAGUUUCAGUACAAGUAAUGUAGCCUCUCUCUCUCUUUGUCCCUCCCUGUCUGUCUCUUUAACACACACACGCCCAAAUCAGUUCACAGUUGAUGUUGUUUAAAAUAGUUAUUUUUCAUUUUAAAAAAAGUAAAAAAAAAAAAAAAAUAUGUUCAUGUUCAUUUUUACAAAUCUAUACAAUUGGCCAGAAUAUGGUUGUUCAUAUUUACAAAUCUAUACAAUUGGCCAGAAUAUGGUUGUUCAUUUUUACAAAGCCAUACAGAUAGCUGUGUUUACCUUUUCUAGAAAUUAUUUUCAAAUUCUGUUUUCAGGCAAAAUGUCUAUCACUGUUCAUUUUCACAAAUCUAUACAAGAGGGCAGAAUAUGGAAGUCUAUAAAAAUUUCUUAUUACCAAUAACUUGCAUCAAUGUUUUCAGUAGCUCUAUCAAAAGCUCCUGCUUGCUUGUUGUGAAUUAUGCUCAGGUGCACAUAUUUCCAAUUCAACCAUGAGGCCUUUUUUAAGCAAGUAAUGUGUAUAUCAGUAUUGACUUAUAUGCUGCCCCUGUUGUUGCUGGACAUAUCUUUUUUUAAAUGUGUGUAGGUCACCUAAAUCAUCAGAAAAAUUGCCCCCCCUGAGAAUUUUUUCAGGAGCCGCCACUGCUAAUGUGUGAAUCGAAAUUGAGCAGAUAAUGUCUAUGAAGUAUGUGGGUGGAUGUCUGUGUGCCAUUUCAUGCUGUUGAUACUUGACUCACAGUUCAUGUAACUUAGUUCACGUUAGGAAUUCACCUGAGGGGCUUUUAACUCCCAUUGAAAGGAAAAGAGUGUUAUCUUUCCUUCUUAAAUGACCAUUACCACUCAGAAACAUUCAACUUUUCCUUAUUCAAGCCUGGCUGGGAAAGAUACUACUUGCCUACAUCCCCACCCAAGUUUAAAACUAUUCACAUUUGACUAGACAUGUGAUUCACUAUGAAGCCCUGUGUUUUGACAGGUCAUCCCUAACUGGAAGGAGCAGGAGUGGGACUCCAAGCACCCUGAGAACUACACUGGCAUCUUCCACUUCCAGUUCUGGGUGUUUGGGGAGUGGGUGGACGUGGUGGUGGAUGACCGCCUGCCCAGCAUCAACGGAGAGCUCAUGUACUGCCACUCCAAAGCCAAAAACGAGUUUUGGAGUGCCCUGCUUGAGAAAGCCUAUGCCAAGUCAGUAUACUGUAACAUUUCUCAUCCUUUGACCCAUUUCUCAACCCUUGAAUCAUGACUCUCAACCCUUGAAUCAUAAAUCAUAACCUUUCGUACCCUCUAACCUCUCUGUAUCUUCUCCGGACUCGCCUCUCUCUCCUCUUGUCUCCAGGCUCUCUGGCUGCUAUGAGUCGCUGGACGGGGGCAACACUGGGGAUGCGGUGGUGGAUUUCAGUGGAGCUGUGGCAGAGGCCAUUAACCUUGAGGCUGAAGCUUUCCACAAAGACCAGGAGAGAAUGGACAAACUGUUUGAGGACCUGUUCAAAGUCUUCGACAGGGAUGGAAUAAUCAGCUGCUCCAUCAAGGUUUGUCUUUUCAAUUGAUCAUUUUCAAUUGGUCAGCACACUAUAGUCACAGGUAAUUGUGUAUAGUAGACACAAGUGACUGUCUACUGUGCUUGGACCACUUUUAGGCGUCUCCUUCUGAAAUCGAGGCACGGAUGGCGUGUGGGCUGGUGAAGGGCCAUGCUUACUCAGUGACUGCAGUGAAGAAAGUACGGUUGGGCCACGGGCUGGUGGCCUACUUCCAGAACGAGACCAUCCCCCUGAUCCGCAUGAGGAACCCUUGGGGAAAGACUGAGUGGAACGGAGCCUGGAGUGACAGGUGAGGAGGACAUGGAGCCUUUAUCCUCCACACUCGCGUACUGUUCAACCUCUCCACACUUCAGUGCACAAGUGACCUCAUCAACUCAUUAUCUCAUUGUCCCUCUAUUUCCUGUUGCCCCUCCCCCUCUCCUACUUCAGCUCAGAAGAAUGGAAAAAGGUUGGCAGCAUGGAGAGGAAUAAGCUUGGCAUCACAGUGGAAGAUGAUGGGGAGUUCUGGUGAGUGUAACAAAACAAUUAAAGGCUAUUAUCUCUUCUGUUCAGCGUGUGAGAGUGUUUUAUCUAUCUACCCAUGUUCAUUUGUGUCUCUCUGUGUGUGUGUGUUACUGUAUCUUCGUAGGAUGGCGUUUAGAGACUGGUGUAAGUACUUCACAGAUGCAGACGUGUGUCAUCUCAUCAACACCUCCCUACUCACCAUCGACAAGACAUGGAACGAAGUGAUGAUUUUUGGGAGUUGGACCAAGAAUGCAGAGCCUCUGCACAACCGCUGUGGAGGCUGCAUGAACCACAAACAGACAUUCUUACAGAACCCCCAGUACCUGUUUGAGGUGACCAAGGAAGUGAAUGAGGUUCUGAUCUCCCUACAGCAGAGAGACAUGAAGAUCCACAGACGUAUCGGCCAGGGAGAGAACCUCACCAUCGGCUUCGCCAUCUUCAAGGUAGUUCAUAUUAACACCCUCUAAGAAUUACUAGUGGGAUUGGGGUGAGAAACUGGGCCGGUGAGGGUCUGCCUAAGAGACAGGGUGUGCAUCUGGGGCGUUGGUCCAACUUCAGUUCAUUUUAGGGGAGAGGUUCUCUGCGCUACAUGUUUGGCUUCCUCCUCUGUAAACAAAUUUGGCUCAAUCAAUGGAAUUUCAAUUUUCUCUCUUCAUCAGUUGAACAAACAGCGAAUAAACCAGUGAGUCAAAUAAAAUAAAAUGUAAUUUGUCACAUGCGCCGAAUACAACUGGUGUAGACCUUACAGUGAAAUGCUUACAAGCCCUUAAUCAACAAUUCAGUUUUAAGAAAAAUAAGUGUUAAGUAAAAAAUGGAUAAGUAAAAAUAAAAAUAAAUAAAAAAUAGAAAAAUAAAAAAUUAUUAAAGAGCAGCAGUAAAAUAACAGUAGCAAGGCUAUAUACAGGGGGUACCGGUACAGAGUCAAUGUGCGGGGUCACAGGUUAGUCGAGGUAAUUGUGGGUAGAGGUAAAGUGACUAUGCAGUGUUUACAAUAAUGGGUAGACAUUACUUAUAAUGGCCGCAUUGGCUUGUUCAUAUCAGGGACACAAACUUUCAACAAGACCUAGAUCUGAUCAAGCUGUAACAACAACCAUUGGGGAACAGUCAUGGUGAGAAAUUAUUUCUUUUGAUUUAAGGUUGAACUGAAUAGGAAAUACCGCAUGCAUGACAUCAUCACCCAGCUUAACGUGCAAUCUACGACGUACAUCAACGCCCGCACAGUGUUCAUGAGGGGCAUGUUCCCCAAGGGCCGUUACAUCAUCAUCCCCUCCACCUUCAAACCGGAGAUUCUGGGAGAGUUCAUGCUGCGUGUUUACACUAACGUAGACUCAGGAUGCAGGUACUGGAAAUAGAUCUGUGGCAUAGCUAAAAUAUCAUUUACAUGUAGUAACACACUUCAGUAUGAUAUCUUAUCUAUGCAGAAUACCAUUACUUUAGCAUUACUGUAAAUCGCUCUCUCUCUCCCUCUCUCAGAGAGCUAACAGAACACCAGCCCAGCAUAAAGUGUUGGAGUGCAUUGACUGGCUAUCCUAUUGCCGUGUCCCAGAUCUACGUCCAUGGAGCAGAGGGGCUGGAGAUCCAGGACAGCAAAGGGGGUGAGAGAAUGCUCCACAACCUCUAAUUAAAACUAUCUCAUACAUUACAGGGAAAUGUUUCAACAUUGCCUAAUGAAUGGUUCAUAAUGUGUCAUUGUACAGGCGCAGAUCCAUAUGUGAUCGUGUCCUGUGAGGGCUGCUCAGUACAGUCAACAGUCAAGGCAGACACCGUGAAGCCGGUGUUUGAUACCAGAGCAAUCUUCUACAGGAAGAAGACCACAAAGCCAAUCACUGUGGAGGUAAGAUACAGUUGAAGUCGGAAGUUUACAUACAGUGAGGGAAAAAAGUAUUUGAUCCCCUGCUGAUUUUGUACUUUUGCCCACUGAUGAAGAAAUGAUCAGUCUAUAAUUUUAAUGGUAGGUUUAUUUGAACACUGAGAGACAGAAUAACAACAACAAAAUCCAGAACAAAUGCAUGUCAAAAAUGUUAUAAAUUGAUUUGCAUUUUAAUGAGGGAAAUAAGUAUUUGACCCCCUCUCAAUCAGAAAGAUUUCUGGCUCCCAGGUGUCACGAUCGUCGUAAGGAGUAGACCAAGGCGCAGCGUGAUGAACGAACAUGUUUAUUUAUCUUUAGUGAUAAAUACGGACAAACAACAAAACAACAAACGACUCGUGAAGUCCACGGUACAAACACAACCUGCGAGUGGCAGGAACAGGCCGGACCGGGCUGGCGACGCGCACCGUACAUUUUGUGCGAGGGGCCGUAACAGGCCGGACCGUACUGGGGACACACACCACUGGCUCUACCCCGGGAUCUGGAACGGGCCGGACCGGACUGGUAACACACCCCAGUACCUCUCGCCGUGCCUCUAAACCUUCUUUCCCUACUUUGACCAGUGGCCCCCGUAACCUGGUGGCCUUCUGAAUACGCCCCUUUUCUGCCUCCGUCAGCCCCGUCGUCCAUGCCCUGUGCCCCCCCCUAAAUUUUUUUUGGGGUUGCCUCUCCACCGUCCGACGACGACACUGAUCACGCCGUUGCUCCUCUCUCCGUCGCCUCUCUACUGUCUCACUCCAUGGCCGGCGAUCCAUCCCGGCCAGGAUUUCCUCCCAGGUCCAGGACCCCUGCCCGUCUAAGAUCUGCUCCCACGUCCAGGCCGCCUGCUCCUGGACACGCUGCUUGGUCCUGUGAUGGUGGGUUCUUCUGUCACGAUCGUCGUAAGGAGUAGACCAAGGCGCAGCGUGAUGAACGAACAUGUUUAUUUAUCUUUAGUGAUAAAUACGGACAAACAACAAAACAACAAACAACUCGUGAAGUCCACGGUACAAACACAACCAACUGGAACAAGAACCCACAAACACAAAGGGAAAACAGACAGUUUAAAUAUGGCUCCCAAUCAGAGACAACCAGCCACAGCUGACACUCGUUGCCUCUGAUUGGGAGUCACUCAGGCCAACAUAGAAACAGAACAACUAGAACUCCCAACAUAGAAAUACAUCACAUAGAAUGAACACACCCUGGCUCAACAUAUAGAGUCCCAGAGCCAGGGUGUGACACCAGGUGUCUUUUAUACAGGUAACGAGCUGAGAUUAGGAGCACACUCUUAAAGGGAGUGCUCCUAAUCUCAGCUUGUUACCUGUAUAAAAGACACCUGUCCACAGAAGCAAUCAAUCAAUCAGAUUCCAAACUCUCCACCAUGGCCAAGACCAAAGAGCUCUCCAAGGAUGUCAGGGACAAGAUUGUAGACGUACACAAGGCUGGAAUGGGCUACAAGACCAUCGCCAAGCAGCUUGGUGAGAAGGUGACAACAGUUGGUGCGAUUAUUCGCAAAUGGAAGAAACACAAAAUAACUGUCAAUCUCCCUCGGCCUGGGGCUCCAUGCAAGAUCUCACCUCGUGAAUUUGCAAUGAUUAUGAGAACGGUGAGGAAUCAGCCCAGAACUACACGGGAGGAUCUUGUCAAUGAUCUCAAGGCAGCUGGGACCAUAGUCACCAAGAAAACAAUUGGUAACACACUACGCCGUGAAUGUCUGAAAUCCUACAGCGCCCGCAAGGUCCCCCUGCUCAAGAAAGCACAUAUACAGGCCCGUCUGAAGUUUGCCAAUGAACAUCUGAAUGAUUCAGAGGAGAACUGGGUAAAAGUGUUGUGGUCAGAUGAGACCAAAAUCGAGCUCUUUGGCAUCAACUCAACUCGCCGUGUUUGGAGGAGGAGGAAUGCUGCCUAUGACCCCAAAAACACCAUCCCCACCGUCAAACAUGGAGGUGGAAACAUUAUGCUUUAGGGGGUGUUUUUCUGCUAAGGGGUCAGGACAACUUCACCACAUGAAAGGGACGAUGGACGGGGCCAUGUACCGUCAAAUCUUGGGUGAGAACCUCCUUCCCUCAGCCAGGGCAUUGAAAAAGGGUUGUGGAUGGGUAUUCCAGCAUGACAAUGACCCAAAACACACGGCCAAGGCAACAAAGGAGUGGCUCAAGAAGAAGCACAUUAAGGUCCUGGAGUGGCCUAGCCAGUCUCCAGACCUUAAUCCCAUAGAAAAUAUGUGGAGGGAGCUGAAGGUUCGAGUUGCCAAACGUCAGGCUCGAAACCCUAAUGACUUGGAGAAGAUCUGCAAAGAGGAGUGGGACAAAAUCCCUCCUGAGAUGUGUGCAAACCUGGUGGCCAACUACAAGAAACGUCUGACCUCUGUGAUUGCCAGCAAGGGUUUUGCAACCAAGUACUAAGUCAUGUUUUGCAGAGGGGUCAAAUACUUAUUUCCCUAAUUAAAAUGCAAAUCAAUUUAUAACAUUUUUGACAUGCGUUUUUCUGGAUUUCUUUGUUGUUAUUCUGUCUCUCACUGUUAAAAUAAACCUACCAUUAAAAUUAUAGACUGAUCAUGUCUUUGUUAGUGGGCAAACGUACAAAAUCAGCAGGGGAUCAAAUACUUUUUUCCCUCACUAUACACCUUAGCCAAAUACAUUUAAACUCAGUUCUUUCACAAUUCCUGACAUUUAAUAGUAAAAAAAUAAUUCCCUGUCUUAGGUCAGUUAGGAUCGCCACUUUAUUUUAAAAAUGUGAAAUGUCAGAAUAAUAGUAGAGAGAAUGAUUUAUUUCAGCUUUUAUUUAUUUCAUCACAUUCCCAGUGGGUCAGAAGUUUACAUACACUCAAUUAGUAUUUGGUAGCAUUGCCUUUAAAUUGUUUAACUUGGGUCAAACAUUUCGGGUAGCCUUCCACAAGCUUCCCACAAUAAGUUGGGUGAAUUGUGGCCCAUUCCUCCUGACAGAGCUGGUGUAACUGAGUCAGGUUUGUAGGCCUCCUUGCUCGCACACGCUUUUUCAGUUCUGCCCACAAAUGUUCUAUAGGAUUGAGGUCAGGGCUUUGUGAUGGCCACUCCAAUACCUUGACUUUGUUGUCCUUAAGCAAUUUUGCCACAACUUUGGAAGUAUGUUUUGGGUCAUUGUGUACCCUCACAGCAUGAUGCCGCCACCCCCGUGCUUCACGGUUGGGAUGGUGUUCUUCAGCUUGCAACCACCCCUUUUUUCCUCCAAACAUAACAAUGGUCAUUAUGGCCAAACAGUUCUAUUUUUGUUACAUCAGACCAGAGGACAUUUUUCCAAAAAGUACGAUCUUUGUCCCCAUGUGCAGUUGCAAACCGUAGUCUGGCUUUUUUAUGGCGGUUUUGGAGCAGUGGCUUCUUCCUUGCUGAGCGGCCUUUCAGAUUAUGUCGAUAUAGGACUUGUUUUACUGUGGAUAUAGAUACUUUUGUACCUGUUUCCUCCAGCAUCUUCACAAGGUCCUUUGCUGUUGUUCUGGGAUUGAUUUGCACUUUUCGCACCAAAGUACGUUCAUCUCUAGGAGACAGAACACGUCUCCUUCCUGAGCGGUAUGACGGCUGCAUGGUCCUAUGGUGUUUAUACUUGCGUACUAUUGUUUGUACAGAUGAACGUAGUACCUUCAGGCGUUUGGAAAUUGCUCCUAAGGACGAAUCAGACUUGUGGAGGUCUACCAUUUUUUUCUGAGGAAUUGGCUGAUUUCUUUUGAUUUUCCUAUGAUGUCAAGCAAAGAGGCACUGAGGUUGAAGGUAGGCCUUGAAAUACACCCACAGGUACACCUCCAAUUGACUCAAAUGAUGUCAAUUAGCCUAUCAGAAGCUUCUAUAGCCAUGAUAUCAUUUUCUGGAAUUUUCCAAGCUGUUUAAAGGCACAGUCAACUUAGUGCAUGUACAUUUCUGACCCACUGGAACUGUGAUAGAGUGAAAUAUAAGUGAAAUAAUCUGUCUGUAAACAAUUGUUGGAAAAAUUACUUGCCAAAACUAUCGUUUGUUAACAAUAAAUUUGUGGAGUGGUUGAAAAACGAGUUUUAAUGACUCCAUCCUAAGUGUAUGUAAACUUCCGACAUCAACUGUAUACAGUAUGGGGGUCAAAGACCAUCACUAACAAUGGGCUGGGAAAAUAAACUGACUAGUGAAUUGUAACAUUUAGGUCAGAAAUUAGGGCCGGAUUCAAUCUGUAUCGCCGCACUUCAGCACUACAGUGCGCUUGAAAUUUAAAGGUAAAUUCCGAUUGAGCCGACACAUGCAGAGAUUACCGUGAAUGCAGUUUCCGCUAACGCAGGAACAGUGCCUUUGAAUAUAAAUCGGGAUACAACGCCAAACUUCAGCGCUACGGAUUGAAUACAGCCCUUCAAUGGAUGGUCAGAUGUUGUUCAUGUAAAACCUUGGUCUUAAAUGUUCUCCACCUCUGUCCUCCAUCUCCCCUCUUCGUCCUCCUCCCCAGGUGUGGAACAGUAAUGCUGUGAAGGACCAGUUCCUGGGCCAGGUGGUUCUGACAGGCUCAGUCAAUGACUCCACCGACCCCCAGAGGCUCCAGCUGAGGAAGAGGGGUAGAGCCAUGGCCGACGAGAUGCCUGGCUUCAUCACCCUCCGCAUUGUCACCUGCACCGAGCUCACAGACAUGUGACCUGGAUCAGCUGACUACUACCUGGGACACAUUGAUAGUGUUUACAACACUCUGUCGCCUCGGACACUUUGGACAGGGGCUCAGCACUACAAGACAUAAAGUUAUCACUCAGAAUGACUAUCAAUGUGAGCUUACAAUAUAUUCUACUAAGGACUGCCAUGGACCAAGAAGUACCUUCAAGCCUUCUGGAGUUUUGUUUGUUCUUAUAGCAUUAGUUUUGAGUGUUUUGUAAAGAGACAAGACAUUCAUUUUUGAAAGAUGAAUAACUGUGAAAAAGUAAGAAUAUAAUAAUUUUCUACUAGACUAUACACUAUGAAACAUAAUAACUCUUCAAAGUGAUAUGCAUACUGUAUCUGUAUACAACAUUAUGCAACUUAUACAUUCCAAUAACAUGUUUGUUAUCAUAUACAAAUAUAAGUGCCUCUUUUGAUAUUGCUGAAAAACAGCCAAAAGGCUUCAGUAUUUGCUACAAAAUAUUGGAAAGUCUUGAAAGACCUGAAUGUAUCUAGAGUGUAAGUUUUGAACCAUGGUCAUCAAUUUGUGUCGUUCCACUGAACAACUUGAAAUGCCUAAAGUGUAUGUACUGCCUCUAAACUAUCGUACUCCCUUGCUCAAAAUGACUUGCCACGUAGUCCCUCCCUACUGACAACAAAGAAAAAUACAUCCAUUCAAACCGAAAAGUAAUUUUACAAUGUUUUUUUUUGGUUUAAAUUUAUUUUAUUUCAGUUCAGUUCCCAAACUGCAGUAUUUUGUUGUUUUACACUCAAGACACAGCCAUGCACAAUUCAGAAUUCAAAAAAGUAUGUUGCUUUAACCACAAUUAAAAAUAGCAUAUCCAAAACCUUAGUUUUCCCCAGUCGCUUUUUCUCUUCUGUCCUUUUCCAAAGAUGGGGCUUGCUGAGGUUCACCAGAUGGCUCAGCAGUUUACAAACCCAGAUAAUAAUCAUUUUAAAGAAACGCUUUUUUGUCUUUGUUCCGUUCUCAUGAUACACAUUAAUAGAGGAAUUUUCACACCACGUGUACAGGUUUACACAUUCAGAAGAGAGGAAUGUACAGGAUCGACCGUGGAAGAGGAGCGGGCUGGCGGGGAGGGGAGGGGAGGGGCAGGGCAGCUAGCUGUCCCAGAGUUCAUCUU